AUCGGCGUCGUCCGCUUCGGUUGCCUCGUGGCGAGAGUCGGCUUCGGCCCCGCGCGCCGCGGGCUAGGUAAGCGCCGGCCCCGCCUCCGUGUCCGCCAUGGCCCGGGCCGCCGCCGCCGGGAUCGUCGCCGCAAUGUCGGCCGCGCUCCUGGCCUGCUGGCUGCAGCCGAGCCAAGUUAUAGAGAGAUCGUUUUCAUUUCGUAAAAGUCAUUCCCUAAAGGAUAUGGAGAAUAUUUUUCAGUUGGUGAGAAAUGUCAUUCCUCCUCUGACUCCCAAAAAGCAUAAAGGUCAAGAUGGAAGGAUAGGCAUCAUUGGAGGAUGCCAAGAGUAUACAGGGGCACCGUACUUUGCAGCCAUUUCGGCUCUUAAAGUGGGGGCCGAUCUAUCUCAUGUCUUCUGCACCAAAGAUGCAGCAACUGUGAUUAAGUCUUACAGCCCCGAGCUGAUCGUCCACCCAGUUCUUGACAGCCCCGAUGCCGUUCAGGAAGUGGAAAAAUGGUUACCGAGGUUGCACGCCGUUGUCAUAGGACCUGGUUUAGGGAGAGAUGACACUCUACUAGAGAAUGCCAAGGGGAUCGUAGAAAAGGCAAAGGCCAAGGGUAUUCCUAUUGUCAUCGAUGCAGAUGGAUUGUGGCUCAUUACUCAACACCCAGCCCUCAUCCAGGGCUACCAGAGAGCGAUCUUGACGCCAAACCUUAUGGAGUUUAGCAGGCUUUAUGAAACCGUGGUUAGAGAUCCCGUAGACGGUAACGAUCACCGCGGAUGCGUGUUAAGACUCAGCCGAGCCUUUGGGAAUCUGACAAUUGUCCAGAAAGGAGAGCGAGAUCUUCUUUCAGAUGGUCAAAAGGUCCUCGAAUGCGGUCACGAAGGGAGCAGUCGGCGCUGCGGGGGCCAAGGAGACCUCCUGGCGGGUUCUCUGGGCGUCUUUGCCCACUGGGCCGUCCUUGCCGGACCGGAAAAAACCAACGGUCAAAAUCCUUUCCUGGUGGCCGCCUUCGCCGCCUGCUCUCUGACGAGGCAGUGUAACAGCCAGGCCUUCCAGAAAUACGGCCGCUCCAUGACCACCACGGACAUGAUCGCCCAAGUCGGGGCAGCCUUCAACAGGCUCUUCGAAACCUGAAGCUAAAGGGAUGGAGGGGAAGAGAAGAACAAAACACCCGGCCGCACCGCAUACUACGUACAAGCGACGGGCCUCCUGUAAGUGCUGUGGCAGGACUGGUCUGCCGGAAGUACCCUUUUUUAUUUUUAAGAUGAGAAAAAUUGAUUGAUGGAGGUGCUUUUUAAGAGUUGGGAAUGCAGAAUAGCGGGUGGCAGCGGUAAUAAAACUACAGCCCAAGUA
Messenger RNA from Tachyglossus aculeatus (Australian echidna), 1339 nucleotides. RefSeq names its product NAD(P)HX dehydratase (gene NAXD). The record is from RefSeq and is a predicted model, not a curated record. Gene Ontology annotation, biological process: metabolite repair. Lineage: Eukaryota; Metazoa; Chordata; Mammalia; Monotremata; Tachyglossidae. The transcript is spliced from 10 exons. Gene Ontology annotation, molecular function: ATP-dependent NAD(P)H-hydrate dehydratase activity. The coding region runs from base 98 to 1120 and encodes 340 amino acids.